Molecule: messenger RNA, 11169 nt
Organism: Hyla sarda
Lineage: Eukaryota; Metazoa; Chordata; Amphibia; Anura; Hylidae
Gene: TENM3
Product: teneurin transmembrane protein 3
Exons: 41
Coding region: 586-9330 (2914 amino acids)
Biological process (GO): heterophilic cell-cell adhesion; neuron development; signal transduction
Cellular component (GO): membrane; neuron projection
Molecular function (GO): protein heterodimerization activity; protein homodimerization activity; cell adhesion molecule binding
Source: RefSeq, a predicted model, not a curated record
GUGGCACUUUAAGGAUGUGAACAUUGUUGUGGAAGAUUACUCUACUGAGAUAUGCUCUUAAUUAAUGUACAGAGCCAUAAGUCCCACCUCUCGACACUAAUGAUUGACAUCCAAGGAUACAUAAAUUACACUAAUUGAGAUUUAGGUUCACACAGACGGUGUAAAUCUGGCCCAUCAGAGAAGAUGUACACUAUUUCUGUGUAUAGGAAGAUUUGGGUUACCAUGGCAUUACUGUGGAGUACAAUAUUCUGCUUAAAGCUAAAAAGUGAAGAUGUAGUACAUCAAAACUAUUAAGCACUGCAAGGACAAUUUCUUCAUCAUCAGCAAUAUUGUUUUUAACUUAUCUGGACUACAACUACUCUUCAUUAUCAAGAGAGGCUUUAUAUAGUGGAAUCUUGAAUUUAUUGAAAAAAGAAAACUGUAUCUUAACUGCAUUGUACAACGCGGAGAGCAGAAUCAAAGUGAUGAUUUAAUUUCCAUGACUGUGUAAACCAUCACUGGAAACAACCUGCAUCAAAGACAAAUCGAGUGUGUGAAGCAAUUUUCAAGUAAGUUGGACUGUUGUGUGCACAGAAUGAACUUAAUAUGGAUGUAAAAGAACGUAGGCCUUAUUGUUCCUUGACAAAGAGCCGGCGAGACAAAGAAAGACGUUACACAAAUUCUUCGGUGGACAAUGAUGACUGUAGAGUGCCUACACAAAAAUCCUACAGCUCGAGUGAAACCCUGAAAGCUUUUGAUCAUGAUUCUUCACGGCUGCUCUAUGGAAACCGGGUGAAAGACCUGGUUCACAGAGAAUCAGAUGAAUAUACCAGACAAGGGCAGAACUUCACCUUGAGGCAACUAGGCAUCUGUGAACCAGCAUCACGUCGAGGACUGGCAUUCUGUGCAGACAUGGGACUUCCACAUAGAGGUUACUCUAUCAGUGCAGGUUCAGAUGCUGAGACUGAAAAUGAAGGGGUCAUGUCUCCAGAGCAUGCAAUGAGACUCUGGGGAAGGGGGGUGAAAUCCGGCCGCAGUUCCUGUCUCUCCAGUCGUUCCAACUCUGCCCUGACACUGACCGACACAGAGCACGAGAACAAGUCUGACAGUGAAACCGACAGCGUGGUCACGAUACAAGAAGUCAUUGACAGCUGGGGAGAAGGAGGCCAGGAGAACAUUCAGAAGGGAGGAUAUGAGUGGAAAUCGCACAGCAACAUGUUGCAAGAACACAUCAAGAUAACUACAAAAUGGAAAGAUUUGGCCCAAAGUGACCUGGAUACUCAGACUGAUUACAGAAUGAGAAGAUCAGUGAAAUGUGCAGAAGUGACACAAGAUCUGUUGCAGUGCAAGCCGACAUCCACUCACAGUCGCAACCUAAAAUGUGAAAACGGCUUUCUGGGUUCUCCCAUGCCAUCCUCAUCUUCUAGUCCUUCAGUUACUGAGCAUUUACAUUCUCCUACUUCAUCACCCCAUCUCCAUGACAACCAGAGGUGGCUAUUAAGUGCUAGUGCCAAGCAGUCACUUCAGGACUCUGAUGACGAGUUCAGUGCCAGCAUAUGUUUGGUGCAUCAAACAAUUCGGUCAGAGGGUGUCCCGUGUCAUGAGCAAUCGCCAAACAACCAAGGCCAGCCAACUUUGCAGCCUUUACCACCUACUCACAAGCAGCAUCCUGCAGCACAGCAACCAUCCAUUACAUCCCUCAAUCGCAAUACUUUGACACAUAGGAGGAACCAAAGUCCGGCCCCGCCGGCUGCGCUGCCCGCCGAGCUGCAAACCACACCUGAGUCCGUCCAGCUGCAGGACAGCUGGGUCCUUGGCAGUAAUGUACCACUGGAGAGCAGAAAAAUAGCAAAUCACUCAGUUCUUGAAAAUGGGCAUGACAACCUUAUAGAGAUGGCUGUGUUUCCACCACCUUGCCAUGAUGGCGACUAUGGGGAUGGGCAUUUUCUAUUCAAAACUGGAACAGGGACAACCCCAUUGUUCAGCACUGCUACACCCGGAUACACAAUGGCCUCUGGCACUGUUUAUACUCCUCCCACCAGACCACUUCCUCGGAACACCUUAUCAAGAAGUGCUUUUAAAUUCAAAAAGUCCUCAAAGUACUGUAGUUGGAAAUGUACGGCACUCUGUGCCGUAGGGGUAUCGGUACUACUGGCAAUACUACUGUCCUAUUUCAUAGCCAUGCAUCUGUUUGGCCUCAACUGGCAGCUACAGCAGACAGAAAAUGACACUUUUGAGAAUGGAAAAGUAAAUCUAGAAGUGGUGCCAACACAUACUGCAUAUGUGCCUGCCGGUGACAAUGGAAAAUCUGGUGGUCUCGGGCAGGAAAACAAUACAAUUGACUCUGGAGAACUGGACGUUGGUCAGAAAGUGGUUCAGGAGAUUCCUCCGGGUGUAUUUUGGAGAUCGCAAAUUUCCAUCGAUCAGCCGCAGUUUCUAAAGUUCAAUAUUACCCUUCAGAAAGAUGCGCUCAUUGGAGUAUAUGGAAGGAAAGGCUUACCUCCCUCGCACACUCAAUAUGAUUUCGUGGAACUUCUGGAAGGAAGCAGAUUAAUUUCAAGAGAAAAACGAAACCUGCUUGAGUCUGAGAAGACGGGACGCAUUCCAAGGUCUGUCAGCAUUCACGAAGCUGGCUUCAUCCAGUAUCUGAACUCUGGCAUUUGGCACAUUGCGUUUUAUAAUGAUGGCAAGAACCCUGAGCCGGUGUCUUUUAACACAAUUGUAAUUGAGUCCGUUGUGGAAUGUCCCCGAAAUUGCCAUGGAAACGGAGAGUGUGUUUCAGGAACCUGUCAUUGUUUUCCUGGAUUCCUAGGCCCCGAUUGUUCAAGAGCAGCCUGUCCUGUAUUGUGCAGUGGAAAUGGUCAGUACUCUAAGGGACGCUGCCUCUGUUAUAGUGGCUGGAAAGGAACCGAAUGUGAUGUGCCCAGUACCCAAUGUGUGGAUCCUCUAUGCGGCGGUCAUGGAAUAUGCAUCAUGGGCUCUUGUACUUGCAAUGCAGGUUAUAAGGGGGAGAAUUGUGAGGAAGCUGAUUGCCUGGAUUCAUUUUGUUCCAAUAAUGGGGUUUGUAUUCAUGGUGAAUGCCACUGCAACCAAGGAUGGGGUGGUACCAACUGUGAAAUCCUCAAAUCGAUGUGCCCCGACCAGUGUUCUGGCCAUGGGACUUAUAUUCAAGAAUCUGGAAGCUGCACUUGUGAUCCCAACUGGACCGGACCUGAUUGCUCAACUGAAAUCUGCCCAGUUGACUGUGGGCCUCACGGAGUUUGCAUGGGUGGAUCAUGCAGAUGUGAAGAUGGGUGGACAGGGCCUUCCUGCAACCAAAGAGCUUGCCAUCCUCGCUGCUUGGAACAUGGCACGUGUAAAGACGGGAAGUGUGAAUGUAACCAAGGCUGGAAUGGAGAACACUGCACAAUUGCUCACUAUUUGGAUAAAAUAGUUAAAGCAGACAAGAUAGGAUAUAAAGAAGGUUGCCCUGGACUCUGUAACAGCAAUGGAAGAUGCACUUUAGACCAAAAUGGAUGGCACUGUAUGUGCCAGCCAGGUUGGAGAGGAGCGGGAUGCGAUGUAGCCAUGGAAACAUUGUGCACUGACAGUAAGGACAAUGAAGGAGAUGGCUUAAUCGACUGCAUGGACCCAGACUGCUGCUUACAGAGCGCCUGCCAGAAUCAGCCGUACUGCCGAGGCCUACCUGAUCCACAGGACAUUAUCAGCCAGAGCCAGCAGUCACCGUCCCAGCAGGCUGCCAGGUCUUUCUAUGAUAGGAUCAGCUUCCUCAUAGGACCUGACAGCACCCAUGUCAUACCUGGAGAAAACCCUUUCAAUAAAAGUAGCCUUGCAUCUGUAAUUCGAGGCCAGGUUCUCACAGCUGAUGGAACACCGCUCAUCGGAGUCAAUGUGUCAUUUCUGCAUUACCCGAACUAUGGCUACACGAUCACACGCCAAGAUGGGAUGUUUGAUCUGCUUGCUAAUGGUGGUGCGUCUCUAACACUUAUGUUCGAAAGAGCUCCAUUCCUCACUCAGUACCACACUGUCUGGAUACCAUGGAAUGUUUUUUACGUCAUGGAUACGCUGGUGAUGAAGAAAGAACAGAAUGAAAUACCUAGCUGCGACCUGAGUGGGUUUGUCAGACCGAACCCUGUUAUAGUAUCAUCUCCUUUGUCAACAUUCUUUAGAUCAUCUCAUGAGGACAGCCCUAUAGUUCCCGAAACGCAGGUACUUCACGAAGAAACAACCAUUCCAGGGACAGAUUUGAAACUAUCCUAUCUAAGUUCAAGGGCGGCCGGCUAUAAAUCCGUUCUUAAGAUUACAAUGACCCAUUCUGCAAUACCCUUCAAUCUAAUGAAAGUUCAUCUUAUGGUGGCAGUAGUUGGAAGACUGUUCCAGAAAUGGUUCCCAGCCUCCCCUAAUCUUUCUUACACCUUCAUUUGGGAUAAGACGGAUGCUUAUAACCAGAAAGUCUAUGGAUUAUCUGAAGCUGUCGUUUCUGUGGGGUAUGAAUAUGAAUCGUGUCUUGACCUGACACUAUGGGAAAAAAGAACUGCUGUCUUGCAAGGCUAUGAGCUGGAUGCCUCAAAUAUGGGUGGCUGGACCCUAGAUAAGCACCAUGUAUUAGACGUCCAGAAUGGUAUCCUCUACAGAGGCAAUGGUGAAAACCAGUUUAUUUCUCAGCAGCCACCUGUUAUUAGCUGUAUUAUGGGCAGCGAGAGACGACGUAGCAUCUCAUGUCCAAGUUGCAAUGGCCAGGCUGACGGCAACAAACUCCUCGCCCCUGUGGCUUUAGCCUGUGGAAUAGAUGGAAGUUUGUAUGUGGGAGAUUUCAACUUCAUCCGCCGCAUUUUACCAACGGGGAAUGUAACCAGUGUAUUGGAGCUUAGGAGAAAUAAAGAUUUUAGGCACAGUAGCAACUUAGCUCAUCGCUAUUACCUGGCCACUAAUCCUGUAACGGGAGAUCUGUAUGUGUCUGAUGCAAACACCCGCAAAAUAUACCGCCCCAAGUCACUUAUGGGAGCAAAAGAUUUGAUCAAGAAUGUAGAAGUGAUAGCCGGCACAGGGGAACAGUGCACUCCUUUUGAUGAGGCGAGGUGCGGAGAAGGGGGAAAGGCUGUUGAGGCAACACUUACCACUCCAAAAGGAAUUGCUGUGGAUAAGAAUGGAAUAAUCUACUUUGUGGAUGGAAAGGUCAUCAGAAAAGUAGAUCAAAAUGGAAUCAUAUCAACAUUGCUUGGAUCGAAUGACCUGACCUCGGCGCGGCCUCUGACCUGUGACACAAGCAUGCAUAUCAGCGAGGUAAGAUUGGAAUGGCCCACAGAUUUGGCCAUUAAUCCAAUGGACAAUUCUAUAUAUGUACUGGACAACAAUGUGGUAUUACAGAUCACUGAAAAUCGGCAGGUCCACAUUGCUGCAGGGAGACCAAUGUACUGCCAAGUUCCAGGUGUUGGAAAAUAUGCAGUUCAGGCAAUACUAGAAUCUGCUACAGCUAUAGCAGUAUCCUACAGUGGAGUGCUGUACAUCACAGAGACGGAUGAAAAGAAGGUGAAUCGGAUUCGACAGGUUACAACAGAUGGAGAGAUUUCGUUGGUUGCUGGUAUACCAUCGGAAUGUGACUGCAAAAAUGAUGCCAACUGCAACUGCUACCAAAAUGGAGAUGGUUAUGCAAAAGAUGCCAAAUUAAGUGCCCCAUCAUCACUUGCUGCCUCCCCAGAUGGCACCUUAUAUAUUGCAGAUCUGGGCAAUAUUAGAAUCCGUGCUGUCUCCAAAGACAAGCCUGUGCUUACUUCUAGUAAUUAUUAUGAAGUGGCAUCCCCUACUGACCAAGAACUUUAUAUUUUUGACGUCAAUGGCACCCAUCAAUAUACAAUGAGCUUAAUCACUGGAGACUACUUAUAUAACUUCAGCUACAGCAAUGAGAAUGACAUCACAGCAGUGACUGACAGCAAUGGAAAUACCCUCCGCAUUAGAAGGGAUCCAAACCGCAUGCCAGUGAGAAUUGUUGCGCCUGACAAUCAAGUAAUCUGGUUGACAAUUGGGACCAAUGGUUGUCUGAAGAGCAUGACUGCCCAGAGACAAGAAUUGGUAUUGUUCACCUACCAUGGCAACAGUGGACUCCUUGCAACCAAAAGUGAUGAAACAGGCUGGACGACCUUCUUUGACUACAACAGCGAAGGUCGUCUUACCAACGUAACUUUCCCAACGGGUGUUGUCACAAAUCUCCAUGGAGAAAUGGACAAAGCUAUUACAGUAGAUAUAGAGUCAUCCAGCAGAGAGGAAGAUGUCAGCAUUAUUUCCAAUUUAUCUUCGAUUGAUUCUUUUUAUACCAUGGUUCAAGACCAGCUCAGGAACAGCUACCAGGUUGGCUAUGAUGGUUCCAUAAGAAUUAUAUAUGGUAAUGGAAUGGAUGUCCAAUUCCAAACAGAACCCCAUAUUCUAGCAGGACCUGCCAAUCCAACUGUUACAAAAAGAAAUAUGACACUACCCGGAGAGAAUGGACACAACUUGGUGGAAUGGAGGUUCCGAAAAGAACAAGUACAGGGAAAAGUCAACGUGUUUGGUCGAAAGCUCAGAGUAAAUGGCAGAAACCUGCUUUCAAUGGACUAUGACCGAAGCAUGAAGACAGAGAAGAUCUAUGACGACCAUCGAAAAUUCACCUUGAAAAUUAACUACGAUAGCUCAGGUCAUCCAACCCUCUGGCUUCCAGGCCCCAACUUCAUGUCAGUUAAUGUCACAUAUACAUCCACUGGCCAAAUUGCCAGCAUUCAGCGUGGACCCACCAGUGAGAGAGUGGAAUAUGAUGGACAAGGCAGGAUCAUAUCCAGGUCAUUUGCUGAUGGAAAGACAUGGAGCUAUACUUACCUAGAAAAGACAAUGGUCCUGCUGCUUCGCAGUCAACGGCAGUAUAUUUUUGAAUAUGACUUUCUGGACAGGCUGUCUGCUGUCACAAUGCCCAGCGUCUCUAGACAUACCAUGCAAACCAUUCGCUCUAUUGGCUAUUACCGCAACAUAUAUAACCCACCUGAAAGUAAUGCUUCUGUUAUAAUGGAUUACAAUGAAGAGGGACUACUGCUUCAAACUGCUUUCUUGGGAACAGGCAGGAGGGUACUGUAUAAGUAUAAGAGGCAAACAAAGGUCUCAGAAGUCCUUUACGAUAGCACAAGAGUCAGCUUUACGUAUGAUGAGACCGCGGGAGUCCUAAAAACAGUAAACCUUCAAGGAGAUGGCUUUAUUUGCACCAUUCGAUACCGCCAGGUUGGCCCCCUGAUAGAUCGUCAGAUAUUCCGCUUCACUGAAGAUGGCAUGGUCAAUGCACGCUUUGACUACAGCUAUGACAACAACUUCCGAGUCACCAGCAUGCAGGGUGUGAUCAAUGAAACCCCUUUACCCAUUGAAUUAUAUCAGUUUGAUGAUAUAUCUGGUAAAAUGGACCAGUUUGGAAAAUUUGGCGUUAUCCAUUAUGAAGUGGUCAAAGUUAUUUCGACAGCUGUAAUGACCUACACAAAACACUUUGAUGCCCAUGGGCGUGUAAGGGAGGUACGAUAUGAUGUACUGAGAUCGGAAAUGUACAGACUUACUAUCCAGUAUGACAGCAUGGGAAGAGUAGCAAAACAGGAAAUUAAAAUUGGGCCUUUUGCUAAUACGACUAAAUAUGCUUAUGAGUAUGAUGGAGAUGGCCAGCUUCAAACUGUUCUGCUGAAUGAGAAGAUUAUGAGUAGAUACAAUUAUGAUCUUAAUGGUAACCUCCAUUUGCUGAACCUUAGUAACAGUGUCAGAUUGAUGCAGUUACUUCACGAUUUGAGAGACAGGGUAACAAGACUAGGUGAUGUCCAGUAUCGCUUAGAUGAAGAUGGCUUCCUCCGUCAGAGAGGGACUGAGAUCUUUGAAUACAGCUCUAAAGGUCUUCUCACCAGAGUGUACAGCAAAGGCAGUGGCUGGACUGUUAUCUAUCGCUAUGAUGGUCUUGGUCGUAGAAUAUCCAGCAAGACAAGUCUUGGCAAACACCUACAAUUUUUUUAUGCUGAUCUUAAUUAUCCUUCAAGAAUAACUCAUGUAUAUAACCAUUCUAGUUCCCAAAUUACAUGCUUAUAUUAUGACCUGCAAGGACAUCUUUUUGCCAUGGAAAUAAGUAGUGGUGAAGAAUUUUAUAUUGCCUCCGAUAACAAUGGCACCCCUCUAGCUGUCUUCAGUAGCAAUGGUCUCAUGCUGAAGUAUGUCCAGUACACUGCUUUUGGAGAAAUAUAUCUUGACUCUAACCCAGAUUUUCAGCUGGUAAUAGGAUUUCAUGGAGGUCUGUACGAUCCACUCACAAAACUAGUACACUUUGGACAGAGAGACUAUGAUAUAUUGGCUGGACGUUGGACCACACCUGAUAUAGACAUAUGGAAGAAGAUUGGUAAAGAGCCAGCACCCUUCAAUUUGUACAUGUUUAAGAACAACAAUCCUGUCAGUAAACUUUAUGACAUCAAGGAUUACACAGAUAUUAACAGCUGGCUGGGCACAUUUGGGUUUUAUCUACACAAUUCCAUUCCUGGCUUUCAACACCCCAAAGUUGAUUUAUCGGAACCAUCUUACGAACUUAUGAAGAGUCAGCAAUGGGAUGAUGUACCGCCACUUUCCGGAGUGCAACAGCAAGUGUCAAGGCAGUCGAAGGCUUUCUUAUCUCUGGGGAAAAUCCCAGAGAUUCAGAUAAGCAAACAUAAAACCAGAGAGGAGAAAUCAUGGCUGUGGUUUGCUACUGUGAAGUCACUGAUCGGAAAAGGAGUCAUGCUGGCUGUCAAUCAAGGCAAAGUCAUCACUAAUGUCCUCAAUAUUGCGAAUGAGGACUGCAUCAAGGUCGCAGCAGUUCUAAAUUCUGCCUUUUACCUAGAAAACCUCCAUUUCACCAUAGAAGGACGAGACACACACUAUUUCAUCAAAACCACCACUCCUGAAAGUGACCUCGCAACCUUGAGGUUGACCAGUGGUCGCAAAACUUUAGAAAAUGGCAUCAAUGUAACAGUCUCCCAGUCUACUACAGUAGUAAAUGGAAGAACUCGCAGGUUUGCCGAUGUGGAAAUGCAAUAUGGUGCCCUGGCCUUGCAUGUACGUUAUGGCAUGACACUCGAUGAAGAGAAAGCUCGGAUCCUAGAGCAAGCAAGACAAAGAGCUCUUUCCCAUGCCUGGGCCAGGGAACAACAAAGAGUAAGGGAUGGUGAAGAUGGUGCUAGGUUGUGGACUGAAGGAGAGAAAAGACAACUGCUGAGUGCUGGCAAAGUACAAGGAUAUGAUGGGUACUAUGUACUCUCUGUGGAGCAAUACCCUGAAUUAGCAGACAGCUCUUACAAUAUACAGUUUCUCAGACAAAGCGAGAUUGGGAAAAGGUAACACAACGGCCUUGCUGAGGCUGCCAAAGAGACGUAACACUUGUGCUUCCUCUAGAAAGGGAGACGGAAACUGUUUUGCUGCAUAGUUAUUUGAGCUAAGACUCUAUGAUGGCUCAAAUAUCCUCUCUGUAGCACAAUCUGUACUGGACUCUGAGAAUAAAAGAGCCUUCCUGGGGAAUAAAAAUGCUGUUGGCAAACUCCCCUUUGUUUUUAUGAAUGACCUUAAAGGUGAUCUGCUUUAAGAUAAUAUGUUUACAUAUGCAUAUCACUGCACUUGGACUGGAGAAGAAAGCCUAUAGAUUUUUUUCCAGUAGGCUUUAUCUACAUUCAUCCAGGCACUGUAUUAAAAGAAAAAGAAAAAAAAAAGGAUCGAAACGAAUAUCUGUACAGUGUUUCUGAAUAUUAUUGAGAUGUUGACCUUUGCUUACCAAGAGUAGUUUCUCGAUUUCUCUCUCUUUCUCUCUGCAUAGGAUGUGGUAUAUAUCAUUGUUAAUUUUGAAACGUGGAGCAAAAUUACUGUUUAUAGACAACUCAACUGCUUUUUCCGUGCUGCUUUAUAAAAACGGACAAGGACAAUUAUAGGCACAAGUGACUUAUGCUACCAUGUGACUUUCAAUACAGAUUUUACAAUGCUAACAUGGUUUGCCUCGAACAAAAAAAAAUAUAUUGCAAGUAGAAUUCUCUGCAAGUUUGAGCAAAGGAAUCUUCUUUCUUUUUUUCGUUUUGUUUUUUUUCGUUUUGUUUUUUCUUUUGUAAAUUAUGUGAAACAAGUUGUUUAUGGAUUUUUAUAGGAAUUACAAUUUACUGUACAUCAAAUAUUAGUCUCAGAGGAGUUAAUUUAUGUAAAAGUGUUUCAGAAAGUUUAUAUAUAAAAUAAAAUGACAAAAAAAUGAAUGUAAAAGCUCUUAAGGGUCCUUUUUCUAUGGAUAGUUUUUAUAGUCAUUUACAUUCUUCAGAUGCUAUAGUUAAAGUAAGGCUCAUUGGACCUAUAGAUUUAAAUAGGAGAUGAUCAAAUAUUAAAAGCAAUUUUACAGCGUGAAUACAUAUACAUAUAAAUGGUUUAAGUAGGGGAAAAAAACUUUAUGCUGCAAUGGGUAGGAAAGCAAGGAAUUGGGAAAUUUCUAGCUCCUUCUGCUUGCCAGGUUAUAGCGAUGACUAUCCUAGAAGGGACAUGCUCCACUGCAUUCUCAGUUACUACCCAUAGAAUAGGGAAUUCUACAUGUAGCUGGUGCGAUAGUAAAACGGGCAAGUGCAAGCCAGCAGUUGCCAGCCCUUCUCCAAUGUUACACCGGACUUUAGGUAUUUCUAUGUCAGAUGCCUACCAACUCAUAACUUCUAUAGUCCUAGAGUCCAUGAUGGGCCUGGUGUUCCAGCUUUUAUUAAUACUCCUGCAAUAGAACUUGCCGUUUUGAAGUUGUCUAAUGUAUACUUCUUCCUGGCACAUUUGCUCUGUUGUAAUAUUUUCUGAAGUAGGAUAUGUUUGUUAAUGCUCUUUGCCUCAACAUAGCAUACAGAAAGUUUUGUUUUUUAUUUUUUAAUCAAAAAACAUGUUCAGACAUGUCGUAGAUUGAUAUUAUUGACUCAUAGAUGAGCUGUAGGAAAUCUUCGCAUAUCAGAAAGUUCAUUCUUGCCAACCAUAAAAGCAGUGUUACUUGUGUACAUAGAGGCUUAUGUAUUGCUCCAAAACUUCCAAUAACUAUGCUGACUUAUUUUCCAUCUCGAAUCUUGUAAAUGUUAUUUUUUUUUUUUUAUAUAUAUUUAUUUUAAUGCCUCUGUUGUUAAAACUACUUAUAAACCUUGGAGGUUUAUCCAUCCUUCUAAUAAAAGUGUUUGCUUUAAA